UCCAUCUGUGGCCCUCUCACGCAAGAUCCGUGCUCUCAAUCUCCCUGUACGGUCCUUUCAUCCUCGAUAAAUUCACCUUAUUUUUCCGCAAGAUUCUCCCCAAAACCCGCUCCGCGAAACCCCCGUUCGCGAAUCUUCGGAAAGUGCCGUUCGCGGAUUCCUGGAAUCGAAAAGAGCACCCUCUGGUCCCACCCCUGCGGCAGCCCGCUCACCCCCUCCCGCCUCUUAACUCCGCCCUACCCUCGAGGGCUGAACUACCCAUGCGGAUUGUUGUUGUUCGCGACUGAGAAUCACUGCAUCUCAUUUUACGAGAAAAAAAGGAAAUUAAAUCACUUGCAACAAGUUUUUUUCGAAGAGUUUCUGUGCAAUCAGUGAAAGACGACAGUGCGGUUCUUCGUAUGGAAAUAAAUAGUGAUCUACAUUAUGUACCAUUUGUCCAUUGUUAACCUCAAAAUAUUUGGAUGCAAGGAGUGAUCGAAGACCAAGGUAACCGUUUUGUAUUUCCUUGUUUUUUCACUGCUGCCAACGGACUAAAGGCCAGCUUCCAAGUUGCUUUUUAAGUGUCGCCAUUCGUUUAAAACAAUUCCUACAAGUUUAUGUUGUUGAACUUCGGAAUCGGUGGACUCUUACUAUUGACUCGCACUAUUCUUGGCAACUCCUGCGGUUCUGGUUACCAUCGGCGUCAGGCCCUCAAGCUCGCAAAGAUGAACACUGUUCAUAGUUACGACUCCUUUGUGAUGUACCUUUGCAGACCGUCGAAUGUUUGUUGAGUGUUUAGUGCGGCAGAGACGGGAAAAUACAAUAAAGCACGUGCAAUUUAUAGCUCAAUAAAUAAAGCGGUCGCACCACCUCCUCAUUCCUACCCGUGCGUUUGAGUCACUGGCAAACACUCGUUUCCUUGUCAUUCACCCUUGCUCGAGCCGCCGACUCUUCAAAUUGCCUACCGUUACUUUGAAGGCGUUCCGUUCGUCAAAUCAACUAAUUGCCUGAGGUGACACGUGCUUGUUUUCAUAGCCUUGCGUUUAAGUCACCGCCCCUCAUACCCCGGCAAUGACCUGCAGUUCCCAAGUCUAGUUUGAUAACUCGAUUUUACAUGCAGCCCAACAUGCAGGACCAAAAGUCAUCUCCGACGGAGAGAGACGCCGCAGACCCGGCCACGGUAGACCUCAUCGCCGGUAUCGAACUCGCCGGUGUUUCCAUCAACAACAACAACACAACAUCCAAAGAAAAAGAUGAGCUCAGCUAUCGGAAUUUCCUCAACGUGGCGCAAACGCUGCAAGACCUGCAAGCGGCGCUCGUAUCAUCCAUGACCAGAGCCACAGCAACCCUGCUACCCCAUUACUCGCCAGCUGUGGCGACACUGAAUCUCCAGGCAAUAGAACAGUAUCUCACGCUACAGAUGCUCGACUCCCUCAACGCGCAGAUUCAAAACGCCACCGUUGCGGAACAAUUGGAAACGAACCGGAAGUCACUGUCCGAGUCGGAAAUCGAGGAACCGGAAGUUGAGGACCUGCCUCUCUUGGAGGAUCAACCCGAGUCGCUGGGCGCAGCCAUGAGCCUUGACAAAAAGAAAGAGCUGGAGGCUCUGGAGAGUGAUAAGCUGAUAUCCCUUUGUCAGCCCCUCGCUUCACAGCAAACGAUCCUCCCGGCGUCCUUUGCGGCAUUUCCAGAGGCCUCGGCCUCGACUAGGACUCCAAAGUCAAACGUGAGACAGAAGAAGAAGUUUAUUUGUAGGUACUGUAAUCGACAGUUCUCCAAGUCCUACAAUUUACUCAUCCAUGAGAGGACACACACUGACGAGCGACCCUACUCGUGCGAUAUAUGUGGCAAGGCCUUCAGGCGACAAGACCAUCUCAGAGAUCAUAGAUACAUCCACUCGAAGGAGAAGCCGUUCAAGUGCGGGGAAUGCGGGAAGGGAUUCUGUCAGUCGCGGACUCUGGCGGUGCACAAGAUCCUCCACCUGGAGGAGUCGCCGCACAAAUGCCCGGUCUGCAGCCGGAGCUUCAACCAGCGAUCCAACCUCAAGACGCACUUGCUCACGCACACGGACAUCAAGCCGUACAACUGCUCCUUCUGCGGCAAGGUUUUCCGACGAAACUGCGACCUCCGCCGGCACAGCCUCACGCACAACCUCGGCAUCGGCACCAGCGUCGCCACGGACCCUGCCCAAGCCAAAACGGAACACCUGCCCGCCGUCGGCUUCGUCCAGGCUACCUCCACCCCCGCCAGUCCCGGAAAAGCCUGAACUCAACCUCCAAUGCUCCCGAUUCCCGGAACUAGUGCCGAAUUUCGGAACUUUUUAGAUUUUCCUUAAUUUUUUCCGGAACUUUUGGAAUUCCCGGAUCUUUUGCAUUUUCCAGAACUUUCCCGGUACUUUUGACGGUCAUAGAAGGGGAGAAAUUGUGACAAAAAAGUUCCGAAUCCCGGAACUUUUGACGGACAUGGAAUGGGAGCACUGUCAACCUGUGUCCAUUGUUGAAAUUGGGGGACAAAGCCAUGGACAAAGAAGACAAAAAAGAUAUCAAGGGAUCAAAUUGGUGGAAUAGGGGUGGUUGCAAUGGACAGAAGAGGUAUAGGUAAUAGACUAUAACUAACGACAACCCACGAGAGACCCUAUGGUUAGUCUAUCGUAUUUUCCCCAAGUCUAAAGAUGCCACCCAUUUCUACCAACAGGACCAUACUCUCUAUGUCUCCUUUGUGUAUCGCUUCGUCUAUCAAUUUCAACUAUCAUCCUGCAGGUUUUUGAUGAACUGGUUCUCCCGUCUCACCGAAGAAAGCAGUAUGUGCAAAAUAAAACAAAAUUAAAAUCAUUUUUUACUUCAUUUUUGGCACUUAUUUUGUCUGGGUGUGCGACUGUGCGUGCCAUAUUCUGAAUGCUUGUGUGAUUACGUUUUGGACACGCGGCAAACAAAUUUUAAGGUUACAAAACGACAGAAAAAUGAACAAUUUCAUUCAAAACAAGAGUAAGUCCAGCUAGGUCCCUCGCGGAAUAACGUGGACUUACUGCUGUUUUGUCUGAAAUGGUGUUAGCUUUUGCGCAUUUCCUGCUUUCUCACAACUUUCAUUUUCUACGCAUAAGACGAAUUUUGCUAUUUCAGCUGAAUCAGUAAGUUCGUUUAAAUUAAAUUAGUCUGAUUUUGAAGGAAUCUCAAUUUUGAAAAUUCAGACGUUACUGCUCUCUUAGUCAAUACAGCAGAUUUAUCUGGAAUGUUGAUUGAUGACAUUCAUAUCUCUAUGGAACGAGUGAAUUGCAUUCUAGCAUGCAAGUAUAGAAUUUAUAGUUCUAAAUUGCAAAAUGUAGUCCAAAUGUCCACUCACAAAAUACAUAUCCAUUGGCAGAGUCUUAGGCAUUUCCAACUGAGGAUUCCACUGCUUUUCAUUCUCAUCUCAUGCAAAAAUAAGAAAAAAUGUCGACAAAAAUAGUACCGGUAUAUCUUGUGAGAAAAUUAACUUGUUUGGGUCCAUUUUGCAACCUUAGCAUGGAGUUACGUUCUUUCGUUCGGGAAACGAGUUGAGAGUCAAGUUGAGCCGUUUGAUCUCAAUAUUUCUACGUUUAUUUUGCAUUUUAAUUACUAAUUCCAAUAGAGCUUAUCACAAAAUGUCAGAUAUUUGUCACUAAUUUCGAAGAAGAAUGUGUUUGAAUUACCUUUAAAAAA
Messenger RNA from Bemisia tabaci, 3656 nucleotides. RefSeq lists its product as uncharacterized. The record is from RefSeq and is a predicted model, not a curated record. Gene Ontology annotation, biological process: embryonic pattern specification; embryonic hindgut morphogenesis; embryo development. Gene Ontology annotation, cellular component: nucleus. Gene Ontology annotation, molecular function: DNA-binding transcription factor activity, RNA polymerase II-specific; RNA polymerase II transcription regulatory region sequence-specific DNA binding. NCBI's taxonomy places the organism in Eukaryota, Metazoa, Arthropoda, Insecta, Hemiptera, Aleyrodidae.